AUGGACGAAUUAGCCGCAAUUAGUCUUGCUGGUGAAGAGCCUGUUGAGGGAAACAGUGCGGUGGUCAGAAAGAAGCGUAACGGAAAGGCCGUACUCGAGACAGGGGAAGAAGGCCUUACUCAGAGAGAAAAAGGUGAAAGCAGCCGGUCAGCAAGUAGGUUCAGCUGCGCGCAGGAAACGAUUAAUGGUGUCUUCUCUGACCCAGGAGAAAUGCCGGCGAUGUUUGGAAGAGAUGCUCCUCCGGUUGUGGACGAAAUUGAUGAUGAUGGUAUAGACAGUGCCUUGAAAGACGUCCGCUACGAGGGUGAUGGAGUUUUUGUCGGCCGAAUAUUCAGGAACAAGGUGGAAUGCAAAAUAAAGAUGGCUAUAUAUGCAAUCAACAGAAAAUUUCACUUUAGGACUCCUCGCUCUACACCACACUUCAUGGAAUUCAUCUGUGUUAGCUCAAAUUGCCGUUGGCGCGUGUACGCUUCGCUGAUGGACCAAACCGAAAACUUCCAGAUUAAAAAAGCUCAGCUGAAGCACACCUGCCCAAUUGAAGACCGCAGACAAUACCACAAGCAAGCAACAACACAGGUCGUAGGGGAAUUAAUACAAACAAGGUUUGUUGCAGGCCAGAGAGGACCGGGUCCUAUAGAGAUUCAGCGAAUCAUGCUACAGGAGUUCCAGGUAAACAUCUCCUACUGGAAAGCAUGGCGAUGCCGGGAAGUUGCUGUAGAGAAGGCUUUUGGGUCUGUGUCCGGGAGUUAUUCGUUACUCCCAUCUUAUCUUGAAAACCUGCGGUCCUCAAACCCGGGCUCUGUUUGCAAAACAGAGUUCCAGCUUGAUAAAAAUGGAUCCAAGCGGUUCAAGUAUAUGUUUAUCUCAUUUGCUGCCUCCAUAGCCGGACUGCCGUAUUUAAGGCCUGUCGUUAUUCUUGACGGCACACACCUCGUUGGGCGUUUUGGUGGAUGUCUAAUUUGUGCGAGUAGGCAAGAUGGGAACUUCCAAAUCUUCCCUAUUGCUUAUGCCGUCGUUGACAGCGAGAAUGAUGCAGCCUACGAAUGGUUCUUCAGGUGUCUGCAGACGAUCAUAAAGGAUGAUAGAGGAUUGAUGUUCAUCUCCGAUAGACACUCGUCAAUCUACUCGGGACUGAGAAAGGUGUACCCGUCCGCUGGGCAUGGUGCGUGUUUAGUACAUCUAGCGAGGAACGUGACAAACCGAUUUAAAGAGGGUAGAUUACCUGCAUUAAUGGUCCUAGCAGCAAAGGCUUAUACAGUGUUUGAGUUCGGACAACUAUUUGACGAGCUGCGGAGCGUUAACCCGGCAUGUGCCGAGUACUUAACGGAGUUGGGGCUUCCUCACUAG
Molecule: messenger RNA, 1347 nt
Organism: Eutrema salsugineum
Lineage: Eukaryota; Viridiplantae; Streptophyta; Magnoliopsida; Brassicales; Brassicaceae
Exons: 5
Coding region: 1-1347 (448 amino acids)
Source: RefSeq, a predicted model, not a curated record